AUGGCUGCUAUCUCGUUCACCACGUUCCGCGAGACAUACGCCCCUGCAAUUCUUAAGAAACGUGCUAAGAAAUUGCGCAAAGAGACAGGUCAGCCAUAUUACACCUACGCUGAGCGCACGCAAGAGGGACAUACUUUGAGAAAGAUCCUUACCCAAGCUAUGACCCGUCCCCUUCGUCUUUUAACCUUCCAUCCCAUCAUCCAAGUCGCUGCUGUCAUCUCCGCCAUUGGCUAUGGUCUUUUGUACAUCGUUCUUUCAAGUUUCGCAGAGAUUUGGACACAGCAAUAUGGACAAUCGGUUGAGAUAAGUGGCCUCCACUACAUCUCAUGUGCAUUGGGUGAACUAGCAGCGUCACAAAUCGGCGCGCCAUUGAUGGACUACUGGUUCCGCAGAACUGAGCGUCGCAAUGGCCAGCAUCUACCAGAGAACAGAGUACCACUGAUGGCGAUGGGUGCUUUCAUCGCGCCAAUUGGCUUCAUCGUCUAUGGCUGGUGCGCUGAGUUCAGAGUUCACUGGGCAUGGGUUGAUGUAGCCAUGUUCAUUACCUGUUUCGGUAUGCAGAUCUCUGGCAUGCCGUUACAAGCGUACUUGAUCGAUGCUUAUCCGGAUCAUACUUCAAGUGCUAUCGCGGCGGAGCAGUUUCCCCGUAGUCUGGCUGCUUUCUUGUUCCCGCUGUUUACACCAAAGAUGUAUGCUGCGCUUGGAUAUGGAUGGGGGAACAGUGCUAUGGCGUUUGCCGAGUUGGCGCUCGAGUUGGCUGCGCCGUUGUUGCUGUGGAAGGUUGGGGCUAGCCUGCGUGCGAGGGCAACGUCGAGUCUAUAG
Messenger RNA from Fusarium fujikuroi IMI 58289, 822 nucleotides. Its product is annotated as related to multidrug resistant protein. The transcript has a single exon. The coding region runs from base 1 to 822 and encodes 273 amino acids. Gene Ontology annotation, biological process: transmembrane transport. Gene Ontology annotation, molecular function: transmembrane transporter activity. The record is from RefSeq and is a predicted model, not a curated record. Lineage: Eukaryota; Fungi; Ascomycota; Sordariomycetes; Hypocreales; Nectriaceae.